Messenger RNA from Punctularia strigosozonata HHB-11173 SS5, 1645 nucleotides. RefSeq names its product protein kinase A regulatory subunit. Gene Ontology annotation, biological process: regulation of protein phosphorylation. The transcript has 2 exons. NCBI's taxonomy places the organism in Eukaryota, Fungi, Basidiomycota, Agaricomycetes, Corticiales, Punctulariaceae. The coding region runs from base 55 to 1575 and encodes 506 amino acids. Gene Ontology annotation, molecular function: cAMP-dependent protein kinase regulator activity. Gene Ontology annotation, cellular component: nucleus; cAMP-dependent protein kinase complex. The record is from RefSeq and is a predicted model, not a curated record.
CAAGGGAGCUGAGGAUACAGGCUGGCCCAGCUCGACAGGCCUGCCCAAUAACCCAUGUCAACCUUCGACCAGCUCGUCGCCGAGCUUACUCGUGACGCGCAACGCGUCCAACCCAAAGAUGCUCUCCAGUUCUGCGCGAACUGGUUUCAAGCCCGGCUGGAGGAGCAACGCGCCAGAACUCGAAGCGCACUAGCACAUCGCUCCUCGCGCUCGUCCUUCUCCCAUGAUGUCCCUAUCGACCACUUCCUGGAUACCCCAAUGACCGGGCCCGGUAUGGGACCCGUCGCACCGACGACUCUGUCGCCCUAUACCCCCGCCGCACCUCGAACCUCGCUAGCGGCUAUACACGAGAUUCAAGAAAGCCCGUUCGGAACACUGAACGUGCAGGGGAACGCGCUGCUCGAGGAACCUCUGCAUCAGCGGAACAUGCUGCCAACACCUGGCUACUCUUUCGAUCGCGCCCAAGGCCCGUCUCCACUCAGUACGCCUGCACCACCUGCAUGGGAUGGCUUCAACAGCGCCGGAAACCACAGCCCGGGAGAUUACCUCCAUCCUCCAUCUGCGAUGAUCCUCGCACGCCGCACCUCCGUAUCGGCCGAAUCUAUCAACGUCGAUCAAGGCUUGGAUGAACAGCCCCCUGUCUACCCGAAAUCGGAAGAGCAACUCGGUCGCAUCAGAGCUUCCAUUCUCAAUAAUUUCAUCUUCCGCGAUUUGGAUGAAGAGCAGGAGAAAGGGGUGCUGGACGCGAUGAAAGAAAUUCGCGUCGGAGGGGAUGAGGUGGUGAUUAGGCAAGGAGAACAAGGAGAACACUUCUACGUCGUGGAGGAUGGAUUGUUGCAUUGUUAUAUCCGACCUGAGCCACUGCCCCCCUCGUGGCUAUCCGAAGACCCGAACAAGAUCAAAAACGACCCAGCGCCCAACGAAAAGUUCCUCCAGCCUGAUUAUCAUCCCGUCUUUGGCAAGAAGGUGGCGGAGUGCAAGCCUGGCAACUCGUUCGGCGAGCUCGCCCUCAUGUACGGCCACCCGCGUGCUGCUACGGUGCUAUCUAUGGAGCCGUGCACCUUGUGGUCGCUGGAUCGCAUUACCUUCCGCACGAUCAUCUUGAAGGCGGCGCAUAGGCGUCGCACAAUGUACGAGCAAUUCUUGGCCUCCGUGCCGCUCCUGACGGGUCUGGAGACCGAAGAGCGGAGCAAAAUUGCCGAUGCGUUGGUGAGCAAGGCAUACGAGGACGGGGAGGCGGUGGUGCAGCAGGGAGAAAUGGGUGAUACGUUCUUCUUUGUUGAGGAAGGAGAAGCCGUCGUGACCAAGCUACACAACACGGAAGACGGUGAGACACGCGAGCUCGAAGUCGGAACGCUGCGCAAAGGCGACUACUUCGGAGAACUCUCGCUGCUCCGCUUAGCGCCCCGGGCAGCGACGGUCAGUGCGGUGCGACGCUCCGAUCCGUCUCAACCGAAGCUGAAAUGUGCCGGGCUUGAUGCGCACGCGUUUACCCGGUUGCUCGGCCCACUUCGCGAGAUAAUGGAACGUAAGGCUGGCGAGACUUAUGGGACGACGUAUAGGUUCGGUCGGUGACCAGGCAAGUAGGAACGGGACUGCAUGAUUUGUAUCUCUAGCGUAUCUUGGAUGGAGCCAUUGUUAUUCG